Molecule: messenger RNA, 351 nt
Organism: Malus domestica (apple)
Lineage: Eukaryota; Viridiplantae; Streptophyta; Magnoliopsida; Rosales; Rosaceae
Source: RefSeq, a predicted model, not a curated record
AUGAAUGUGGUAAAUAUUUGGGGAUUAAUGCGGAUUUUGGAGGGGAGGAUUAAUGGGUGGGCUGAACAGUUUCUUUCUCCUGCUGGAAAGGAAGUUCUUAUUAAGGCAGUGGUUAUGGCGUUGCCAAAUUAUGCGAAGUUGUGUUUUAAGCUUCCUGUGGGACUAUGUAGGGAGGUGGAAUCUGCUAUAUCUAAUUUUUGGUGGCGGGGAAAUAAGGAUAAAGGAGGUAUGCAUUGGGUUUCAUGGCAGAAAAUGAAGCGGAGUAAGAAGACCGGUGGCCUUGGGUUUCGAGAUUUACUGGCUUUCAACUUUAGCUUAUUUGGCAAAGAUUGGGUGGAGAAUUAUGCUUAA